This is a messenger RNA of Fomitopsis serialis, 1407 nucleotides long. RefSeq names its product glutamate decarboxylase. The transcript has 10 exons. NCBI's taxonomy places the organism in Eukaryota, Fungi, Basidiomycota, Agaricomycetes, Polyporales, Fomitopsidaceae. The record is from RefSeq and is a predicted model, not a curated record. Gene Ontology annotation, cellular component: cytosol. Bases 1 to 1407 code for a protein of 468 amino acids. Gene Ontology annotation, molecular function: pyridoxal phosphate binding; glutamate decarboxylase activity. Gene Ontology annotation, biological process: L-glutamate catabolic process.
AUGGUUCUGUCAAAGCAUCUCAAUGCCGAAUCGCUCCUCAAGCAGGCGCAGGACCAUCCGAACAAGACCCAUGUCCACAGCUCGAACGGACAUCAGUUAAUACACCCAUAUGGUGCUCGCUACGGCACGGAGCCGAUUCCCAAGUACAAGCUCCCCCGUAAGGGCACGGACGCUGAGUCUACGUACCAGCUCAUCCAUGAUGAGCUCACUCUCGAUGGCACCCCGCCCUCAACCUCGCGUCAGGUCAUCCACACGCGCUGCGUGUCCAUCCUCGCCGACCUGUGGCACGCGCCCAGCGCCCACAGCGCCAUCGGGACUGCCACCACGGGCUCGUCGGAGGCCAUCCAGCUCGGUGGUCUCGCCAUGAAGCGCCUGUGGCAGGAGAGGCGCAAGGCUGCGGGCAAGUCUAUCCACGAGCCCGGCCCGAACAUCGUCAUGGGCGCAAAUGCGCAGGUCGCCCUCGAGAAGUUCGCCCGCUACUUCGAUGUCGAGGCGCGCCUCGUGCCUAUCUCUGAAGAGAGCCACUACUGUCUUGACCCCAAGAAGGCCAUGCAAUACGUGGACGAGAACACCAUCGGCGUGUACGUUAUCCUCGGCAGCACUUACACUGGCCAUUACGAGCCGUACGAGAAACAAACAGGUGUCCAUGUACCCAUUCACGUCGACGGCGCCUCCGGUGGCUUCAUCGCCCCAUUCGCGACCCCGAAUCUCAAAUACGACUUCCGUAACCCACGCGUCGUCUCCAUCAACACCUCUGGGCACAAGUUCGGCCUCUCAUACGUAGGUGUCGGCUGGGUCGUCUGGCGCUCACAGGAGUACCUGCCCAAGGACCUCAUCUUCGAGCUGCACUACCUUGGCUCGGUCGAGUAUUCGUUCUCGCUCAACUUCUCGCGCCCCGCGCACCCGAUCAUCGCGCAGUACUUCAACUUCCUGCACUUGGGCUACGAGGGCUACAAAGCCGUCGCACUCGACGAUCUGAAAAACGCGCGCUUGCUGAGCCGCGCGCUGGAAAACACAAAGCUGUUCACUGUGCUGAGUGACAUCCACAGGCCCCUGAAGAAGGGUGCUACUGGCUUUGACGAGGAGGACGUCUGCUACGUCCCCGGCUUGCCCGUUGUCUCUUUCCGGUUCUCGGACAAGUUCAAGAGUGACAACCCCGACGUGCAGCAGGUGUGGGUGCAGACGCUGCUCCGCGCGAAGGGCUGGAUCAUUCUCCGGGUGGUCGUGCGCGAGAGCGUCAGCGCUGUGAUGAUCGAUCGGUUGGUGGCUGACAUCGUGAAUGAGGUCACGGAGAACCUGGCGAAGACGGACUCGCCGAUGCAUGCGCUCAACAGCCUCAAGGAGCGCAAGACCCUCGAUCAGGGGUCGGGCAGCAAGUCGAGCGGCACGUACGCGAAGCAGUGCUGA